AUGGUAAAAUACAAGCACACACAUUGCCCUUGCAACAACUGGUCCUACAAUGAGGAUCUCCUCGAUGUUGACUCGAUCGCCACUGCAGUUGUGACACCACAGACGUCGGAUCACGACUUUAAAUCAAACACGACGUCCAACGAAGUUACAAGGCAUGUCACUCGAGUAGCUUCAUUGGCCGUGGAUGAGGAGGAGAUGAAUUUAUAUCGCGCUAGCACUCCACGCCGCACCGGUGGUGAGCUGGAGGGUAAGCCAAAUAGUCGUCCAAUGCUAGCAACUUCUAGCUUGAUGAGCCAUUUAAUUUCUGCGAGUAGAGAAAAAGGGGAAGAGGAAGAAGAAAUCGAUUUAUAUGGCGCUAGUCCUCCACGUCGCACGAAUGUUCGGCUAGAGUCUGAGGGAGAUAGUCGUCAAGCAUCAGCAACUUCUGAGAAUAAAGGAGUGAAAAAGGAAGAGGGAGAAUAUUUCUAUGGCGUCAGCCCCCCACAUCGUGCGGGUAGUCGAGUGAAAUCCGAGCCGAGUAGUGAUGAGGCUUCGACGGCUUCUAGCACAUCAUCAAUUCGAGUGGCCCCGCAAUUCACCCCCUCUACUUCGUCAGCCGAUGGCAUGGAAGAUGAUCUCAUAGAUCUAUACAGAGACUGCCCUCCACGCCACGCCGGUGCCACCAUAUCCACAUGCACAUGCACAACCACCCCCACCAUCCCCAAACACGAAAUCUUCCUGCACAAUCUUCCAUCCAAACAAGCUUCCGUGACCGAAGUCCGCGCCUGGAUCACCAGCUGGUUUGUAGGCCGCGAUAUCCUACCGGAGGUUCCGUGGAAGGGGGGUGCGGAUAUCGGUAUUCAACCGUAUAUUGACUGUAUCUGCUGGAGUGGAGAUGACGUGCAUCGUGAUGGAUCUCGCAGUUUGGAGAGCGACUUGAGGGGCUGGUUGUUGGGUGCUUAUGCGAGACAUAUUGUGAGGGAUGUGGAGAGGGCGAGGGAGUUGGAGAGGGAUAGGGAGUGGGAUAGGAGGUGGGAGAUUUUUGUGAUCGUGAAGGACUCGGCAUAUCCAGACAGAAAAUUGGCGAGUGAGAUUAUGCAUAGGCAAUAA
Sclerotinia borealis F-4128 is the source of this 1089-nucleotide messenger RNA. NCBI's taxonomy places the organism in Eukaryota, Fungi, Ascomycota, Leotiomycetes, Helotiales, Sclerotiniaceae. The record is from the annotation of a GenBank genome assembly.